AUGGAUUUCAAGAAUCUCGGCAAAAGCUUCACCUCCUUUGGGUCCUCAAUCACCCCUUUCGCUUCCCGUACCUUCCAGUACACCAAGGAGCAGCUUGGCCAGGCCGAGGACAAGACCCAGCUCCCUCCCGACUACAUUGAUCUCGAGAAGCGCGUCGAUGCCCUCAAGCAGGUGCAUCAGAAGAUGCUGGCCGUGACCUCGCAAUACUCGAACGAGGCCUACGACUACCCGCCCAACAUCAAGGAGACCUUCCAGGAUCUCGGUCGCACCGUCAGCGAGAAGGUCACUCUCCUUUCGUCCGCUGGCUCCCCGGCCGAGGCCCAGGCAGCCCUGACCGCUCCCCCUUCGGCGAAGCCCCAGCCCAAGACCUUCAACCAUGCCAUUGCCAGAGCCAGUCUGUCAAGCAGCCAGGUGCUUCACCAGCAGCAUACCGGAACCGGCGAGGAUCCUUUGGCUACGGCUCUCGAGAAGUAUGCCUUGGCUAUGGAGCGAGUCGGCGAGUCCCGCAUGGCCCAGGAUGCCCAGAUCCAGAGCCGCUUCCUUGCCGGCUGGAACACCACCUUGAACACCAACCUCAAGUUCGCUACCCGCGCCCGCCAGAACGUCGAGAAGUCCCGCUUGACUCUCGAUGCUGCCAAGGCCCGCGCUCACGGCACCACCUGGAAGAUGGGCCCCGGUGCCACUCCCAACGAGGGCCAGCCUCCGGAGCUGAGCCCUGAGGCCCAGGAGGAGAUUGAGAAGGCCGAGGACGACUUUGUCACGCAAACUGAGGAGGCCGUUGGUGUCAUGAAGAAUGUUCUUGAUACCCCUGAGCCCCUUCGCAACCUUGCCGACCUGAUUGCUGCUCAGAUCGAGUACCACAAGAAGGCCUACGAGAUCUUGAGCGAGCUUGCCCCGGUUGUCGAUGGCCUGCAGGUUGAGCAGGAGGCCAGCUACCGCAAGAGCCGUGAGAACGCCUCUUAA
Molecule: messenger RNA, 963 nt
Organism: Colletotrichum godetiae
Lineage: Eukaryota; Fungi; Ascomycota; Sordariomycetes; Glomerellales; Glomerellaceae
Product: bin/amphiphysin/Rvs domain for vesicular trafficking
Exons: 6
Coding region: 1-963 (320 amino acids)
Cellular component (GO): cytoplasm
Molecular function (GO): protein binding
Source: RefSeq, a predicted model, not a curated record